ACUUCCACUCAAUGGCGGCAUCACGAGUUUUCUGUCUCCUUGCAUUGACUAUAUCUCUUCUCUCCGUCAUUUUCACCGUCUCCGGCCAUAACAUCACCCAAAUUCUCUCCGAAUCGCCGGAAUAUUCCUCCUUCAACAGCUACCUUUCCCAAACAAAGCUCAACGACGAGAUCAACAGCCGCACUACCAUCACCGUCCUUGUCCUCAACAAUGACGCCAUGUCUUCCCUCGCCGGGAAACAUCCACUCUCCGUCGUCAAAACUGCUCUCAGUCUCCUCGUCCUCCUCGAUUACUACGAUCCCUUGAAGCUCCACAAGAUCUCUCAAGGCACCACACUCACCACCACGCUUUACCAAACAACCGGUCGAGCUGCCGGAAACCUAGGGUUCGUCAACGUCACGGAUCUUAAAGGAGGCAAAGUCGGCUUUGGCUCCGCCGCUCCUGGUUCCAAACUUGAUGCCAACUACACCAAAUCCGUUAAACAAAUACCUUACAACAUAUCCGUUCUUGAGAUCAACGCUCCGAUCAUCGCUCCGGGAAUCUUAACCGCACCAGCUCCCUCCAACAACAUGACUGAACUUCUCGAGAAAGCUGGUUGUAAAACCUUUGCGAGUAUGCUUGCCUCGAGCGGUGUGCUUAAAACCUACGAAUCAACCGUUGAAAAAGGUUUGACGGUUUUUGCACCGUCCGAUGAAGCUUUCAGAGGUGUACCAGAUCUGACGAAGCUCACACAAGCCGAGGUGGUCUCGCUCCUAGAGUAUCACGCCCUUGCGGAAUACAAACCCAAAGGCUCAUUGAAGAUCAACAGAAAUGUAAUCUCCACGUUAGCCACUAACGGAGCCGGGAAAUAUGAUUUAACGACGUCAACUUCCGGUGACGAGGUUAUUCUUCACACUGGCGUUGGUCCGUCGAGAGUUGCUGACACAUUGGUUGAUGAGACACCCCUUGUAGUAUUCAAGGUGGAUAAAGUCCUCCUCCCCAUAGAGCUCUUAGGAAAAUCUCCAUCUCCGGCGCCGGAACCAGUGAGCACACCGACACCAACUCCGUCGGCUAAGUCUCUGUCUCCGACUCCAACAAAGUCACCGUCACCACCGGUCGCAGCUUCUCCACCGGCACCUCCAGCUGAUGAAUCUUCUGAAGAAGCUCCGUCAGACUCGCCAACAAGUUCAGAGAACAUCCGUGCAAAAAACGCAGCGUUUCACGUGAAUACCCAUGCGUACUUCACCGCAAUGGUCACUCUUGCGGCCACAUCCCUAUUCCUAUAG
Messenger RNA from Brassica oleracea var. oleracea, 1265 nucleotides. Its product is annotated as fasciclin-like arabinogalactan protein 10. The transcript has a single exon. The record is from RefSeq and is a predicted model, not a curated record. Gene Ontology annotation, cellular component: plasma membrane. The coding region runs from base 12 to 1265 and encodes 417 amino acids. Lineage: Eukaryota; Viridiplantae; Streptophyta; Magnoliopsida; Brassicales; Brassicaceae.